Colletotrichum phormii is the source of this 3278-nucleotide messenger RNA. RefSeq lists its product as uncharacterized. The coding region runs from base 420 to 3035 and encodes 871 amino acids. The record is from RefSeq and is a predicted model, not a curated record. The transcript has a single exon. NCBI's taxonomy places the organism in Eukaryota, Fungi, Ascomycota, Sordariomycetes, Glomerellales, Glomerellaceae.
CUUCGCAGGGCACCCGUCCUCAGUCAUAUCUCUACCCUCGUCCGCCUUGGGAACACAGCUGUCCACUUUUGGUUUCUCAUAUCAAUCGAUCAAUCUCAGCUUGCCAGGUUGCUUGCUGCUGACACUCCUCGUCAUCCUUCUGAUUCGUCGUUUCGCUUUCUGAACAUUUUGUUCUCGCCUUGCCGAUUGGACCCCAACUGCUGAUCCGGCCAGACGCAUUCUCGGAUCGGCCACACACCACACCAACUCUGGGAAUAUUGCGCCAUUCGUUGAGCUGAUACGCUUUUUGGGCGGUCCACCUCUGCAUGGGAUUGGACGCCUGAGUUGAGCUGGCAGUCUGACGCUUGACGCUGAUUCACAAGUCCAAGUAUAAGUCCAGGUGGAACGAACUUCACGGCGGCCAGCCCGUUUACUAUAAAAUGGUCAAUCCUAAUCGAUGGUCAUGGUCGGCGGGGCCACGAAGAAGUUCAUUCCGAGGAGAUGCGGUGAGCAGCACUCAGCCAUUAGCACAUUCUUCCGACAAGCCCAUUUCGUGCGAGGUCGACGUCCCAAACGACCAAAACCUGCAGGGCGGCGCUACCAGUGUCUCAUCGCGCCAUUUGACCAAGAAUCGGUGGAGCUGGCGGCCAGAUGCAGCCAUAUCGGUAACCCUGGAAGAAAACCAAGAGACAACACAGGGCGAGAGGCAAGACAGGGAGCAAAACCAGGAUCAAGCAGCCACAUCAGCAAGUAAAUCCCGCCGGUUGUCGAAACUCAUCAAAAAGACGGAUGCCGCUCCUACUUCUGCUUCUCGAUCAAAACGGAGGCCGACGUCUAUGAUUGCACCGACAAGCUCUUCUUUCGGAGCAUCGCCUUCUUAUUCCCACCCAACCGACGGGGAGGAUAAUUCCUCUCAUGCAAGCCCCCUUCCAAACCAGCCUGCCACAGGGGUCAAGAACAAGCUCAAUCGCUUUCUCAGUCGACACAUCGACACCCGGCAAGUUGACGAGAAAGCUGUGCCGGUGCAACAUCAGCAUCAGCAGACACAGGUAGAUCCGACACCGCCGCCAUCCCGACAGCAGCAGCAAACACAAAGACCCAUGCCGAUGCAACCCCCGAUGCGCCAUCGCCUCGAACUCCACAAUCCCCAGAACACGCUUCGGACAUCGCCAGCCCCCCCUGUCGCCCACAUUCAGACUCAGGGUUACACUGACAACGGUCGUCUCGUUGCACCGCUGCCAGGGCUCGACGAAAACUCGCAGCUGCAGCUGCCGCCAGCGACAAGCCGACCCGCGACUGCCACAGGUCCAGUACCGGCAGCGGCGCAAAGUCUUGGUACCGGUACCCCGUCGUCAUUAAGUGCUGCACCUUCGGCAGACGAGACAGGGUUGCUGAACCGCCUUAUGCGACGACGAUUGGCUUCCAAGGACAAGGACUCUCAGAAUAAGAAGACGUCGAUUUCCGCUGGCAGCGAUAACAUAGAUUCGUCCCUGGGACUCGACCAGCAGAGGACCACGGAGCGGUGCGAGACGCAGACACGGCCUUUACUGAUGAACCCGCUCAUGUUGAACCCGUCGCACCCAACACCUGCCGAAAGUGAGACUGUCUUGGAUGCGCGAAGGGGCUCUUUGAAGUCCUCGGUGCCCCGAUUCCUACGUCCAGUCACACUGUCACAGCAAGCACCUACGAAUGCGACCCAGACUGCCGGCGCCGCCGACCCGUCCAAGCCCAAGUCGCCUCCCCAACAGCAGUCAACCAUGCAGGCCUCGAGUUCCAAUGCGCCGACGCAGCUCAAGUCGCGAUCCAAACCAAGCUUCGGAAAGAGGUUCUGGUCGAGAUCCGGCGCCAAUGAUUUUGGAGAUGACAACGUGACCAAUACCGAGACACCGGCAACAGCAUCGGCGCCGCGAACGGCCUAUGUUCCCAAACACGCCGCGGCUGAUUUUUCGCGCACGACUUACACAAAUACGUCGCGCCACAGUCGCCAUAGCUUCUCCUUUGGCAGCGACCCGGGUGAUGGCGCUCAAGCUCUGGCCACAAUAACGGCCGCCGCCGCCGCCAGGGUGAAUGAGCCGGAGCAGCCUCUGGUGAGGCAACGGACGCCAUCCGCAGAGACUGCCGAGAAGCGCAGGUCACGGGACAUGUCGAUGUCCAAGUAUGAGGCGCCGCCUCCCCGCGAACUGCACCGGCGUCUCGAGAUCGUUAAGAGCAGCGAAAUUGAAGUGGUAACCACUAGGGAACCGGUCGCGGUCGACCCCUGGCAGCAACAGCACAACCUGUUGCAAAAUACUUCAAAUACGUCGUCGACGAACGGCAAGGCUCCUGCAAGAUCCCAUGCUCCUCGGCCAUUGUCAUGCAAACGACACAGCUUCAAUCUUGUAUCGGACCCUUACGCCAGAGACCUCACACCGCCAAAGUCAAUUUCCCCAGUCGAGAUGGAAGCGCCAUUUGACCCGCCAAGCCAGCCAGAGCAGCAGCAGGCGCCGCCAUCAGCACCGCCACGGCCCACCUCGUCUCACACUCGUCCGCAGUCUCGGCAAGAGACUCCAUCUCAAGAGGCUGGUAGCCGCGAACCGACAGAUUAUGAACGUUUUGUGGCAGACGCUGAAGUUGCCGAACGCGAAUAUCACGCGCAAAUGUGGCGGAACCUCGCACGACGUUCCGGGUACUACGGUUAUAGCGACAACCCUUGGAGCGCGGCUCGACAGGGCGAUACUCCUACUGCGCAACGCAACAACACCAACAACAAGCGAAGCAGCGCGCAGUAUUCGACGGGGGCUGGCAAGCGUGCAAGCAUGAUGUCGUUUGGCGCGGCAGACGACGAGCGCAACUUGAUUUCGUCAAGCUUUUACGGCGAGGCGCCACGCAAGCCGAGUCUCUCUCACAGCGCUAGUGUGGGAGCAGACGGGAAAAGGGGGCUUCGACACCAGGGGAGCGUGUCGAAGAGGAUCUCGGACUACCUUAAGCCACCAAAGCCAUCUCAGGAAGCCACGUACGAAGAUUGGCCCUCUGGGCGAGCCAACCGACGCAGUGUCAUUGCUGGGAUAUCCGAAUAAAGAUGAAAGAGAUAUGAUGGGGGAGUUUGGGGAUAGAAAGGAUUAGGUAUUGCCUUUGGGGUAUUGGGCGUUGAAUGCAUAGAGGGCAGAAUGGAUGUUGUGGGCGCAACAUGAACAAUGUCUUCACCAAGACGAUGAUUUUCGGGGACGAUAUACCACGACUUAACCAUUUCCUUACUUUUUCUUCGAGGAUCAGCCUCAUUAAAUCUAUAAAAUUUGAAUCAAGAUGCCGAUUGGAAUGGG